Messenger RNA from Hippocampus comes (tiger tail seahorse), 601 nucleotides. RefSeq names its product glia maturation factor, gamma (gene gmfg). Gene Ontology annotation, biological process: actin filament debranching; negative regulation of Arp2/3 complex-mediated actin nucleation. Gene Ontology annotation, cellular component: cortical actin cytoskeleton. The transcript is spliced from 8 exons. The coding region runs from base 104 to 514 and encodes 136 amino acids. The record is from RefSeq and is a predicted model, not a curated record. Gene Ontology annotation, molecular function: actin binding; Arp2/3 complex binding. Lineage: Eukaryota; Metazoa; Chordata; Actinopteri; Syngnathiformes; Syngnathidae.
UGCACAUUCAGUGCUUUACAUACACCUGGAUUGUUCCGAAGCUCGCCGUGCUUUGCUCCCUCCUUUACAGUCGGAAAGCCUGAGGAAAAAGAUCAGCAGGAAAAUGGCCAUGUUGGGAACACAGAUGGAUGAUGCCCUAAAGCAGAAACUGAUAAAUCUUGUGAACCCCAACCACACCCUGAUUAUGAAAAUGGAAAAGAAUCUUUUGAUUUUGGAUCAGGAACACGAGAACAUCUCGCUGGAUGAUUUAAGAAACAAGAUUCCAGAGAAUGAGCCCAGGAUCAUUGCCUAUCCUUAUCAUUACCGCGACACCAGCGGGGCACUGACAUCCUACAAAAUACUGAUUUUUGUCAGCCCUGACCCUAGCCCUGGCGGGUGCUCCAUCAGGACCCUGAUGGCGUACGCAUUCAGCGUGGGUUUGGUGAAGGACGCAAUGCUGACCAGCACGUCUCUCGAAAUCUUGAACAAGAACGACUUGACCGAGCAGUGGGUGAAAAACCAGUUGGCUCGCUGAGUUUGAAAACCCAUUAACAUGGUGACAAUUUCUGUCCAUUUUCUUUUUUGAUGGCAUGUCACUUGCUAAUAAAUGGAUGGACCUAUA